Molecule: messenger RNA, 1332 nt
Organism: Mycena indigotica
Lineage: Eukaryota; Fungi; Basidiomycota; Agaricomycetes; Agaricales; Mycenaceae
Product: NTF2 domain-containing protein
Exons: 6
Coding region: 1-1332 (443 amino acids)
Source: RefSeq, a predicted model, not a curated record
AUGCAGAAGAUCACCAACCCAACGAGUCUAUCAAUAGACAAAGACAUGCACCGUCUCCAAUAUCUUCAUCACAGUUUCGAGUCAUUCAACACGCGCGCUUUCCGUCAACCCACCACACCUCAAGUCUCAUCCACCUCGCAAAGGCAUUUUCCCCUUCCUUCUGCCAAAGUACCUUACCCAAGACCACUACCCCACGUUAAAGACCAUCGAAUUGCACCACAACUGCCGCCGAUAACUAACAAGCCUUUGCCAACUUCAGUCGGGUACGGACUUGCAUCCUCUUCCAAAGAUUUACCGGUGGUGAGGUCUAAACCACGCCCUUCGACAACUUCAGUCGAGCACAGACCGGUAUCCACUCCCCAACACUUACCCGUAAUCAAAUCUGAACCGCGCUCUCCAUCGCCGCCCCCUCGUCGGUCAGCUACGUCUGGUUCAAAACGAUUUUUUCCUGUCCCGCAGGACUGCACGCGAUUGAAUCCCAACUACGUCGCCAACCGGCGGAACUGGGCCCAAAGAGAGUGUGUUGGUCUCCGAGAACUUGGGUUACACAUAACCAAAUAUUUCUUCCGUGAUGAUGGUAUGGUCAUCGAAUGGACUAGUAAGGAGGAGGUCUGGCUGGAUACACUACUCCACGUAAAAGGAAAGGCCCCCGUUAAGGAACCGGAAAUUAUCGACGUGGACGCCGAAUCGGAUUCAGAGCCACCCGACAUGCGUAGUCGCAGUGCGAAUGCUAUUUCUCCCACUCCUACUCCCAUACAUUCCCUUGUUCUUUCUCCGGAACAUUCCACCGUAGAAGAUGAAGAAGAGCCCAUGUCCUUCGAAGAAGAGGAAACUCACCUCCACCAGUGCGCGUUAAAUUUUCUGCAAAAAUUUAUCACAACGUUCGAUGCCGACCGCGCAUCUCUAGUCACAGCCUACUCAGAUGAUGCCACUCUUUCCUUCAGAGACAACAACUUUGCUCACCCUCAGCAUUUCACCGUCCGCAGGUCUUCGGCAGCCAAUUCCAAACCUUCUUUGCCUAAAAUACCGGUUCUGGAUGGAUUUCGCUUUGUUCACCCAGGUGGAUGGGUUAACGUCGAUUAUGAUGUGCUGGUGCUCGACCCGCCCAACUUACCUGCUGGCAAAUCACCAACAACGGAUGUCAUGCUAAGCAUCCAUGGUGAGGUCGUAGAUGCUGACCAAAGAGCCCUUGCCAUCGAUCAGGCAUUCGUCUUGCGCAAGUGCAAGGGCGCUCAUCAGUGGCCGUUGAUUGUUCUGUCGCAUGAAAUGGUGGUCCGCGACACACCAUGGGUACAAUGGACUGGAAAACCAGAGGAUUUAGAAUAUUCGUAG